Molecule: messenger RNA, 1119 nt
Organism: Xenia sp. Carnegie-2017
Lineage: Eukaryota; Metazoa; Cnidaria; Anthozoa; Malacalcyonacea; Xeniidae
Product: glutamine amidotransferase-like class 1 domain-containing protein 1
Exons: 8
Coding region: 123-803 (226 amino acids)
Source: RefSeq, a predicted model, not a curated record
UGAUUAUAUGAGUCUUCAUUGGUCUUCAUGAAUUGAAUCACGACUUCCAAUUUUGAAUAACUGUAGUUGUUGUUUCACAAAUAAUAUAUAUAUUGAGCUAACUGCGUUAUAUCUACCCGUAAAUGGAUACAAUACAAACCUCGAAACCGAACUGCUUGAUUGUGUGUAGUUCGUCGUGCGAAGGUGUCUCCGCGUCAUCAUUUAUACAUGCAUUUACGUUGACAAAUUCCACAUUCAAUGUUCAAAUUGUUACGCCACAGGGGCGACAGAUUGAAUACACUAGGUCUGAUGACAGCAGCAAAAGAUGGAUCAAUGAAUUUCGAACGAAAACAAUAUCAGUUCCUGGAAAAUUAGAAAAUAUUCAAGCAUCAAGAUAUGCAGCGAUCCUUAUACCAAGUUCGCCUGGUGCCUGUCACGAUUUAGUGGAUAAUGAUGAAUUAUCAACUCUACUAAAUCGUUUUAUAGAACAAAAAAAACCAAUUUGUGCAGUUGGAUAUGGUGUAGCAGCUUUGUUCUCUGCCAGAGGGGAAGGCGAGAAGUCGCUCUGGAGUUUUAAGAAUUAUUCACUCACUGCACCAUCAUUAUUUGAAGUUGCAAAAACUGAUAACUUCAACACUCUACCUAUAAUUCCGGAAGAUUUUAUCAGGGAUCACGGAGGAACGUAUAGUGCCAGCGAAUGUGAUGCCGUACAUGUAAUAAUGGACCGUCAUGUUAUUACCGGACAAAAUGAUCAGUCAACUCUUUGCGCCGUACAAAAUUUGAUAUUAUUAUGUAACGCAAGACAUGGAAAAACAAAGUCAUAAUGGUAUUAAUAUGCAACAUAACCAGACGUUGUCGAGCCGCUUAAUGAUAACCAGUAAAUUGGUGUUCACCUUCCAUUCGGAUUUAUCAAUACCAUAAAUUUAAUUAUGGCCUGUAAUUACAAACAAAAGACCAGUUUAAAGUUUUAUUUUAAUCAAAAAUAAGAAAAUCUCUGGUUUUGGAACUUCGAAAAAAGAUGUUUUCCAUCCGGACUUCCAGGGAAAUCAAAUCAAACCUAGUAGAAAUAUGCAGCAGGGCUGCAUAAACUAUUCUAUUUUCUGGGACCACAAGGCCAAUAAAAAUAUUUUCUGCAAGAAA